Messenger RNA from Octopus sinensis (East Asian common octopus), 2266 nucleotides. Its product is annotated as RAB6A-GEF complex partner protein 2. The transcript is spliced from 10 exons. Bases 519 to 1691 code for a protein of 390 amino acids. NCBI's taxonomy places the organism in Eukaryota, Metazoa, Mollusca, Cephalopoda, Octopoda, Octopodidae. Gene Ontology annotation, cellular component: Golgi membrane; Ric1-Rgp1 guanyl-nucleotide exchange factor complex. The record is from RefSeq and is a predicted model, not a curated record. Gene Ontology annotation, biological process: retrograde transport, endosome to Golgi.
CUGCUCCUGGAUUAACGUGUUAGGGAGGAUUUCAGACACGUGUACUUUUAAUCGCGGAAUCAAUAUAAAUACAAUUUGCCUUGCCACAUACUUUUAAAAAUUACAAUUUGUUAAUCCAUCCAACGGGGUUCCGUCCAGUUUCUGUUGCUCAAUUUCAUUUACAAAGUAUGAAUCAACUCGCGGCAGUAAAACAUGAAAUUUAUCCUAGAGAUCCGACGUAAGGAUCGAGCCUGGGGCGUCGAGGUUGCCAAGCGAACGUCUUAACCAUUCGGCCACGCUGCGAACUUGUUAACUUACUGUAGAUGGGCGUUAAGGGAAAGAAAAGGAUUAACAGAGGAAGUGUCAAAAAAAUUAAUCUAGCGAUUUCGGUGUGGACUAGCUCUGAAUGUUAAUCAAAACAAAACUCCAGGAUGGUAGAUUACUCAGUCAAAUUUUGGAUUAUGGUAAAACAGGAAUAUCAUUAGGCCUUAUAUCUAUUUGGUGUGUUGCUGUUGUUGGUUGCUGUUGAAGGAAGCAAGAUGAUUGAUGUGGUGGCCACCCUCCCUCGUGGGCCAGUCUACCUUGCAGGGGAGACGAUCCAUUGUAUCAUCACUUUCUCGAAUUCAGCUCUUCCUGAAUAUGAAUCUCAUGGUGAGCAGUAUGAUGUUCUUGCUUGGGCCAGUGUCCAGAUACAUUGUCAAAGAACGGUGAGUGAGACACGUAUUGUUUUACCAUCUUCCACUAAUUUAUCCACUGAAGAAGUAUCAACAACAGGCUGUGAGACAUCGUUUGUUCCAAACAAAGGAGAAAAAGGUUGUACAGUUCUUUCAACAAAACCAAAAAUACUUUUCUGUGACCUCAAACUGGCACCUGGAGAGUCAAAACAAUAUGAAUACAAAGACAUCGUGCCAGCUGAUUCACCUCCUUCCUAUCGAGGUCAAGCUAUUAAAUACUCUUACAAGAUCACCAUUGGUACACAGAGACUCAACCAACCAACAAAAUUACUUCGCAUUCCUAUCCGUGUUAUGGUGCUAUUUGGGUUAAAUGAUACAAGUGUUUAUAAUGAAAACGAAGUAGACGUAGCUCCAACAAACCCAUUCUUGAAGCAUUCCAGGAAGGAGAAUUCUAUUUUAGAUAUGGCAUUACAAGUUCUAUCCACAGUCACCACCAGGAAAACUGCUCGUUUCUACAACAUCACAAAUGUUCGAGGAAAAGUUGCCCGUUUUCAUCUGUUUAAAAAUGCAUAUCGUUUGGGAGAAGAUAUUAAUGGAGUGUUUGAUUUUUCAGGUGGUAGUGUAGCCUGUGUCCAGCUGAGUGUUUCCCUGCAGAGUGAAGAGAGCGUUGCCGAGGAAUGCUGUCGCAAAAAGAACCAACCUACUUCCAUCACUUUCUAUGGCAAACAGCAAGAGAUGUGCCUUCAUACCCAGCGCACCCACAUCAGUAUCCCUGUGCCACUUACUAUUACUCCUGGCUUCAUUACUGACAUAGUUUGUCUUCGAUGGAGACUUCAUUUUGAGUUUGUCACAGUUGUUGAUGAAGUACACGACAGCGAACAGAUCGUAGCAGCUGAUGGUUGCUCCAUGUGGCAGGGAUCUCCAGUACUAAACGUUGAAACAAUGGUGUGGGACCUACCUAUUAAAAUAUUUCCUACGAGUCCAAUCCAUGCAUGGAGUGCUACUUUGCUGAAAAGUGAAGAAUUUAUCCAAGUUUAAUGAUUUUCCCCCCACAAAAAAAAAACGAAGAGAAAGAAAAAAUCUGUAUAAUACCUGAAUAUAUUUGUGUGAAUGUAAAGGAGAUUGAUUGCAGGUGUGUUGACAUUAAUGAACAUUCGUAAAAUGUUAGCAGCUAGGUAUUUGAAUCUAAUAUUACUGUGUUACCUGUGGGUGUUACCUGUGAGGCCUGUAAACCGAGAUAUGUUUAGGUCACUCACAACAAAUAAAGGGAUGUCAUCAUAGCUUUGUAUUAUAAUUUUCCCUCUAAAAUCACAACAACUAAAUCUUUAUUCACAUAUCAGCUACCCAUUUAUUUAAUUGAAAAAAAAAUGGAAGUUUAUUUGAGAUAGUUUCUCUGAAAAUACUCUCCUGUAGAUAUCCAGGAACAAACACUGAGAAAGUAACUUAGUCAUUCUUUAUUGUUACAGACAUUUUAAAGAAUCACAAGAGCUCUAGCAGAAUUGCUAUUUAUUAAGUUUUGUUUUUUUUUCAACACUUCUUCCAUUUUCUGUCCAAAUUUUUAUUUCCUCACCGAGACAUAUCUUUUCUAAAUAAAUCAAUAGGAUUUUAAACGA